AUGAUUGACAGUCAGCUGAAUGGGCCGCCGAGCUUUUCGCCGUCCAACUUUCAGAACGAUUCCACCACCACCACUACGACUAUGGCUAGUAGCGGUGGUGGUGGAUACUGGGGUCAACGACCACCGCCACCACCGCAAGGUUAUCAAUACGAAUCGUACAGGUCGUCGUCGUCGUCAUCGUCUCAGAGUGAUAGUAGUCAUGUUUUUAGAAACGCUGAGACGACACAGACGUCGUCGACGAAGACUGUGACGUAUGGAUCUGGCGGCGUCACUCGUGUUACCGUUGUUCGUAAUAGUAACAAUGAGGCGCCAUGUGGUUGUGAGGAGGAGGAGGGAGCCAACAAUAAUUAUCCAUAA
Linum trigynum is the source of this 357-nucleotide messenger RNA. NCBI's taxonomy places the organism in Eukaryota, Viridiplantae, Streptophyta, Magnoliopsida, Malpighiales, Linaceae. The record is from the annotation of a GenBank genome assembly.